Molecule: messenger RNA, 2990 nt
Organism: Thunnus maccoyii (southern bluefin tuna)
Lineage: Eukaryota; Metazoa; Chordata; Actinopteri; Scombriformes; Scombridae
Gene: tbx2b
Product: T-box transcription factor 2b
Exons: 7
Coding region: 459-2534 (691 amino acids)
Biological process (GO): regulation of transcription by RNA polymerase II; cell fate specification; positive regulation of DNA-templated transcription
Cellular component (GO): nucleus
Molecular function (GO): RNA polymerase II cis-regulatory region sequence-specific DNA binding; DNA-binding transcription factor activity, RNA polymerase II-specific
Source: RefSeq, a predicted model, not a curated record
ACGCCUAUAGGGGCCCACAAUUGGUCCAGAAAGCGUAAAAUCAGCAAUCAAAGGGGCUUGGUUCAUUAGUGUUGGGGAUGGAGGCAGGAAGGACAUGUGAGAUAGUCACAGAUCUGCAGUGAACGGGGCCACAUCUCUCCAGUCAGUGUGGGAUGACUGAAGCAGAGAAACAGCUAAUAUCUUUGAGAGGCACACAGCGCAGCCGGGCUCUGCCUUCACAGCGCCGCUUCUACUGAAGGACUCGGCGGAGGGACCAAAGGAAAAGCACAUCAACAGCAACUCUGGGCUAUUUUCUUCACUCUGAUAACGCGUUGUGUGUUUGACAAGGCGCUGUACUCUUCUGUACCGUUUUACAGAAAUUAACUGCUCGCGAAGCGCGGACCUACGCUGGCUCUGGGUUGGGGGGAAAUACCACUAAAAAUAUCCAUUAUUUCACUUCGGUUUUUGUGGAUGCACCGAUGAGAGAUCCAGUUUUUACAGGGACUGCAAUGGCUUAUCACCCUUUCCACGCACACCGGCCGACCGACUUCCCCAUGUCCGCCUUCCUAGCGGCCGCGCAGCCUUCCUUCUUCCCGGCGCUCAGUCUGCCUCCCGGGGCGCUCACCAAGCCCAUCCCGGACCACGGCCUGGCUGGGGCGGCAGAGGCUGGGCUCCACCCGGCCCUCAGCCACCAUCAGGCGGCUCAUCUCCGCAGCAUGAAAAGCCUGGAGCCCGAGGAGGAAGUGGACGACGACCCCAAAGUUACACUGGAAGCCAAGGAUCUUUGGGACCAGUUUCAUAAACUCGGGACGGAGAUGGUUAUUACCAAAUCUGGAAGGAGGAUGUUCCCUCCGUUCAAAGUGCGAAUAAACGGGCUUGAUAAAAAAGCCAAAUACAUCCUGCUGAUGGACAUCGUGGCGGCGGACGACUGCCGCUACAAGUUCCACAACUCCCGCUGGAUGGUGGCGGGCAAGGCCGACCCGGAGAUGCCCAAGAGGAUGUAUAUCCACCCGGACAGCCCGGCCACCGGCGAGCAGUGGAUGGCCAAGCCUGUUGCUUUCCAUAAACUCAAGCUGACCAACAACAUCUCAGACAAACAUGGAUUUGUGCAGACCAUCCUGAACUCCAUGCACAAGUACCAGCCCAGGUUCCACAUAGUGCGGGCCAACGACAUCCUGAAGCUCCCCUACAGCACCUUCAGGACCUACGUUUUCCCGGAGACCGAGUUCGUGGCUGUGACAGCGUAUCAGAACGACAAGAUAACGCAGCUGAAGAUUGACAACAACCCUUUUGCCAAGGGAUUCAGAGACACGGGGAACGGAAGGAGGGAGAAAAGUCUAUUGUUUUGCAGGAAGCAGCUGACCAUGCCGUCUCUGCGGAUGUUUGAGGACCAGUGCAAGGCGGACCGGGAGGGCGCGGACUCAGACGCCUCCUCCAGUGACCCUCCGACUGGCAGGGACGCCGUCCACUCCCCGCUGGGAGCCGGUACCAGCCCGCUGAGGUUCAGCAGGCCCAGUCGAGAUGAGAAAACGUGCACUGACAGUGAGCAGGAAUUGGAGCAUCAGGAUGAGCGCUGCACUGCCUCCAACAGCCCGGGACCCGAACCCGUGUCCCCCUACAGCUCCAGGUGUGAGGAGCGCAUAAGGGACAGGCCCAGUGCGGAAAAGAAGGACGACUCCAUAUUCAGUAUAAGGAACCUUGAGAAGGACAAAGCGGAGAGCAGGCACAGGAAGGACACCACAGACGCAUUGACAAAGGACUCAGAGGCUGGGGGCAUCAGUGCUAGUAAGGACGCCUUCUCCCCUCUCAUGGUCCAGACCGAGAGCCCCUCGCACUUCAGCCCGGGCCACUUACAAAGCCUGGCUCUGUCUGGGCUGCACAGUCAGCAGUUCUUUAACCCUCUGAACACCGGAUCACCGCUGUUGUUUCACCCUGGGCAGUUUGCCAUGGCCCCUGGAGCCUUUUCUGCCAUGGGCAUGGGGCAUUUAUUGGCCUCUGUAUCCGGAGCAAGUGCUUUGGAAAAUGGCAGCCUCUCCGCCCAGGGCACGGGAGGAACCCCCAAUCCCUUCCCCUUCCAUCUGUCCCAGCACAUGCUCGCCUCUCAGGGCAUCCCCAUGCCUCCAUUCGGAGGUCUCUUCCCGUACCCCUACACCUACAUGGCGGCUGCUGCAGCAGCAGCCUCAGCCUCAGCCCUCCCAGCAACCAGCACCGCCAGCCCGCUCUCCAGGAACCCUUUCCUGGCCUCGUCUCGGCCCCGGCUCCGCUUCAACCCCUACCAGCUCCCAGUGUCUCUGCCUCAGAGCUCCAGCCUCCUCACCGCCGGCCUGACCGGCAGUCUAAACCCGGGCUCUGAAUCCUCCAAACCAGGCAGCAGGGAGACCAGCCCAGCCCCAGAGCACCACAGUAACCACAAGUUGGGAGGCUCGAGCGGGAGGGUCGCAUCUCCCAAAACCUCCAUGAAGGACUCAGUGAAUGAGCUGCAGAGCAUCCAGAGACUGGUGAGCGGCCUGGAGGGCCAGAGGGAGCCCUCCCCGGCUGCAGACUCUCCCAAGUGAUGAAGAAUCUCCAUUUGGGAUGAAGACUUGGCUUGAAUACAUGAGGACUAUAGUGCAUAUGUCCUGUACAGCACAUUACAGAGACUGGGAUGAGGGUUUGACUGAUAUGGGUCGAUGAAAGCCAAUAACUGAUAUUUUUUGGAACAAAGCUGCAGAUAGACAAGAAAAAUUAGUCCAUAUAAUCAAACUAAAUCUUUUUAAAUUCACAAGGAUUGAUGGUUUCAUCCAGAGCUGACUCAUUAGGAAGCAUGGAGAGCCUGUCAAAGUAAAUUCGGGCCAUCGUCAGACACUAAAACUCUUCCCUGACUCCCAGUGUUUUAGGGUUAACUGCUCUUGAACGCAGGCUGAUACUCAAAGACACUCUGGGAUACAUUUUAACAUUGAUGAAAUGAAAAAUUCAUCUACAAAAUGAACAAUUAAGUAAAUAAAAAUAUUAUGCAAAGAUAAAAUAUAUAU